AUGCGCUCCCUCCCUGCCUGCCUCCUGCUGCUGGCGGCCUGCCUGGCCAGCGCCCGGGCCUUGGACCUGCUGGACCCCACCGCAGUCGUGGAGGAGCUGAGCCAGCACUCCCAGGGGCUGGAGCGAUGGAAGAGGCCCGAGUUCUGCGGCAAAAUGGACUGCCCGCCCUUCCGCACCAAGAAGCACACCGACAACUAUGAUGUGCGCAAGUAUGACGCGGGCAAGUGGGUUGUGACAAACACAACCGGCUCCAAGUUUGAGCUGGCGUACACGCAGGCGGUGUCGAAGCUGCUCAAGUACUUCAAGUCCGGGAACGACAAGGAGGAGACCAUCGACGUCACCACUCCCACGCUGGCCGAGCUGAAGCUGGACAAGGAGGGCAAGUCUGCGGGCCAGGACUACAGCUUCUCGCUGUGGAUCCCAGAGGAGUUCCAGGCGCGCACACGCCGCAGGCCCCGCCCCACCUGCCUGCCACGCUUGCGUUGGGAAGCUGGCAACUGCGGGCACAUGGAGGACACGCCGCAGCCCACGGACAGCGACGUCAAGAUUGUGGCCUAUGAGUCGAUCACUGUCUACGUCCGCGUGUUUGGCGGCUUUGCCACCGAGGGCACCAUCCUGGAACAGACCCGCUCGCUGCAGAACAUGCUGCAGGACGAGGAGCGCGACUUUGCUGACGACGUGGUGUGGGCCGCCGUGUACGACCCCGUGCAGAAGCUCCUGCGCCGUCACAAUGAGGCAAGCAGCGAGGGCAGCAAUGUCUGCGUGCACAUCCCCUACGCCGCAAAGAAGAGCUGA
Messenger RNA from Chlorella variabilis, 795 nucleotides. RefSeq lists its product as hypothetical. Bases 1 to 795 code for a protein of 264 amino acids. The record is from RefSeq and is a predicted model, not a curated record. Lineage: Eukaryota; Viridiplantae; Chlorophyta; Trebouxiophyceae; Chlorellales; Chlorellaceae. The transcript has 11 exons.